Fulvia fulva is the source of this 1023-nucleotide messenger RNA. RefSeq lists its product as uncharacterized. The transcript has a single exon. Bases 1 to 1023 code for a protein of 340 amino acids. The record is from RefSeq and is a predicted model, not a curated record. NCBI's taxonomy places the organism in Eukaryota, Fungi, Ascomycota, Dothideomycetes, Mycosphaerellales, Mycosphaerellaceae.
AUGGCAGUAUCACUGGCGCAAUAUUCAUCGGAACCGUCAAAGCGACAAAGUAUGGCCUACUACUCAGCAACGAUAACGGCCAUGCCUAUGCCUGAACACUUCCAUCAUUCGAAUGGACAGCACCACCCUCAACCAACUGCCUACUAUCAGCAGACGUCUCCUGAUCAGAGGACAUUACAUCCACAACGCGGCUUCAUCAGGCCAGCGUACGACUUUAAAUCACUGCCUGUUCCGCCGCUCAUGCAGCACGAGCAGCUUCCUGCUGUACCUCCGCGACCACCGAAGACUCCUAUGGACACCGCAGUAGAGCAGAGCUUGCCAUUCAGACAACGAUCGCAUACGACCUCUACAGCGUCAACGAUAGCACCAGAUCCACUACCACCACACUCGAAUCCACAAGCUCUGACACAGACGCAAAGCACAGCGUUCGAGGAUUCGGAGCCGAUAGCACCUGUCCGUAUAGGCAAGGAGGAUGUGUACGACUCACAGACUGGAUUUGCGCUUUUCGUGAUUACACGUGAAGCUGCGCACAUGCCCUCAUUCCUAUCAUCGAAGCCUCUGGUCACGGUUAUGCGAAUCAACAGCACAACUAUGGGCACCAUCCGGUUCCACUCGGUAACAACGAGCAGCAUUGAUCUAGCAGUCAACGGUCGCCAUACAAGGAUAUUCCACUCAGGCAUGCUGCACAAUCGCUGGGGAUUUCAAUCGACAUCGUGUCCCAAUGCGGAGGAAAGAUGGUACUGGACGAGCGACAAGAUGAGCAAGGGCGCUAAACUUGUGGAUUCGAAGAAGAAUGGACAAGUAAUUGCAAGGAUGAAGGGUGACUUGUUGACAUUUGAGAAGGGGCGCUUGAGUCGUGAGAGCUACGAUGAAGUUCUGCUAUCAGUGGUUGCAAUGGCUGAAGCAGCGAGACGAGCGAAAAGGAAUGGUGAUCUUGUGGAUCUUGGCAGUGCAAUCGGAGACUUCACGGGCUCCAGCGGCGACGGCGGAGGAGGUGAUGGGGGUGGCAGUAGUGGAAGCUAG